GCAACUGUACAGCAUGUGCUUACAAAAACAAGAGCUUGACCGUUCACCGACACUUCUCUCGACAUUCGACAUCUAACGCUGCGACGCCAUCUUAUUCUUCUGGCAUUUAUCACAGGGAGAAGACGGAAGACGCUCGGUGCAGACAGAGGGAAGCCGAGGACGGUCAACGAUGAGCGGAGCCAAAGCCCGCAGCGACGCGCCUGUUGCUGAAAAUGUCUCCGGCGGCGGGCACAGCACUGCGGCUGCUCCGCGGGACCGCAAGCCCGGCGGAGGGGUUCUGAAGAGGCUCAAGUCCCGGAGGAGCCAGGUGGACAGCAGGCCCGUCACGGAGGAAGACCUGCGGACACAGAGUGGACACAUCACGCCGGAGGAUGUGCUAGGACUGCGGGUGGCUACGCGAGGGUACCUCUGUAAACCCGAGGACAAUAUUUAUAACAUUGACUUUGUACGCUUCAAAAUCAGGGACCUGGAAACCAGCACUGUCCUUUUUGAGAUUGCCAAACCCCCGCAUACAGAGGAUGACGAGGAGAACAGAGAGGCAGACGCCAGCGCGGGCCGAUUUGUACGCUACCAGUUCACCCCAGCCUUCCUGCGACUGAGGACUGUGGGAGCUACGGUGGAAUUCACAGUCGGAAACCGGCCUUUAAACAACUUCCGCAUGAUCGAGAGGCACUACUUCCGUGAUCACCUGCUGAAGAGCUUUGACUUUGACUUUGGCUUCUGUAUCCCAAACAGCCGUAAUACCUGUGAGCACAUCUACGAGUUCCCUCAGCUGUCAGAGAGCCUGGUCCGUCAGAUGGUGGAGUGUCCUUACGAGACCCGGUCGGACAGCUUCUAUUUCGUGGAGAACAGACUGGUCAUGCACAACAAGGCAGACUAUGCCUAUAACGGAGGACAGUGAUAUCUGCCUGCUAACAUGCAAAAACACACGCAAACCUGUGCAUGCACACACAUAUACACACAUUACUAGACACACAUAUACAUUGUUAUAUACAUUCAUGCAUGCACAUAGCGGAACAUACAUAUAGUUCAUUCAUCAUUCACUCACAAGCAGCUACAGACACGACUGAAUUGCCUCUUAUGUUUGUGAAGAUGAAUCACUAUUCAUUGGGAUCACUUUCAGGAGGUCAAUAUCAGUCUCCGCUCCGACAUGCAAGCAGCAAGCUUCAGUUAGAAGAGGGUUCAAAUCAGGUUAAUUAAUCAGUUUUUAAUUAUGAACAGUUCCGUUUUAAAACUGAAGAGGACUCAUCACUCAUCACUCUAGUGGCCGUGUGAUGUCUCAAACAGACCCAGCGGUUAUUAGAUAGAUGGUUAGUCUCCUCUUUGCAAAUUUAAAAGUCUCCUACCACCCCCUCAACCCACACACACACACACACUCACACACACAUAACGCACACUCUCAAUCCCCAAGUGACACACAUAGUGUUUACGCAGUGUUUGUCAGAAGCAGCUGUUCUCAGAGCUACCGCCUCCACAAUCCACUCCAGACAAUAUCGGGGGAGAAAGAGCGAAAGCAUCCACAAAAACACUCCUGUCAAACACACAUGGUCACUCCUGCGACCCCCCUCCCCAUCUCCCUCUCCUCUCACGCUUUCACGCUUUCACACACACACACACACACACACACGCACACACACAUCAACAAUAGUACUGUAUAAGAUUUUAAUCAAAGGUCUCUGAGAUUGUUACUAUUUUUUGUUUUAUUUACAGUCUUCUCGGGUUGAUAGCAACACGGAAAUAGAUCUGGACACAGUUCACUGCAAUGCAACUGUGUCCAAACAAAAGACAAUAACCUGGUGUGAUGAACAAGAGUAAAAAAAAAGGGAAUUUCAAGUAGAAAAUACUCAUAAGUUUUGAUAUCGUGAUGCAUGUGAUGAUAUAAACAAAAAAGGGAAAAGAUAUGUACUGACUACCAGAUAUACUGUGGAAAAAAAUGAAAAAGAAGUGUACUUGGUCCAAUGAAAAGUUUGGGCGUCCUUAUUUUUAAGUUAGAUUUUCAUUUUUUCCCCUGUCUAAGUUGAAUUAGCUGUAUUUUUUUUAAUCAUUUCCUCAUCACACACACCUUUAAGACAUUAAGUUGGAACAUGUCUGGAAAUUGAGUGGUCUUUCUAGCUAGAUAGUGUACUUCCUCUUUGUACUUUGUAAACUUUGGUGUUCCGGGUUAAAGGUGGUGUUUGUAAAAAUAUAUAUAUAGUUUGUAAAAAGUGAAAAAAGAAAAAUAAAUGUACAUUU
This is a messenger RNA of Epinephelus moara (kelp grouper), 2232 nucleotides long. Its product is annotated as protein unc-119 homolog B-like. The coding region runs from base 170 to 901 and encodes 243 amino acids. Gene Ontology annotation, cellular component: cilium. Gene Ontology annotation, molecular function: lipid binding. The transcript is spliced from 5 exons. Lineage: Eukaryota; Metazoa; Chordata; Actinopteri; Perciformes; Serranidae. The record is from RefSeq and is a predicted model, not a curated record. Gene Ontology annotation, biological process: cilium assembly; lipoprotein transport; nervous system development.